Rhizoctonia solani is the source of this 600-nucleotide messenger RNA. Its product is annotated as Retrotransposon-derived protein PEG10. Lineage: Eukaryota; Fungi; Basidiomycota; Agaricomycetes; Cantharellales; Ceratobasidiaceae. The record is from RefSeq and is a predicted model, not a curated record. The coding region runs from base 1 to 600 and encodes 199 amino acids. The transcript has 3 exons.
AUGCACGCCACUUGCUCCUCACAGGCCUCUUCACAUGCUGGCCACUCCUAUCUGCCCACACUUCCAUGGCUACCUGCUCCCAGCUACCCUCUAGAGCCUGCUCCCCUCUCAAUCAGGGAGAGUUGGGACCCUACCUUCCAACAACCACCCCUAUCAAGCUUGGGAAUUGAGAACCUUGAACAGAAGGUUGAAGAAGUCCAGGAAGCAGGGGUCAAGGCCUGUACAAACCUUGAGAAUGUUUCCCAAGCUGUUGAUGGCAUCAAGGAUGGGCUUAGAAGCCUCCAAGGCCCUACACCCCUGGAAGGAGCCAAACCCAAGCAUCCACCAAAGGAUAGUAAGACUAGCAAGUCAUCCAACCCUGCAAGGGGGACAAGUACCAGCCAGCAGGCCACCUCAAGGAAACUCUCCAACAACUCCAACUAUGUGUUGGAAGAGGACCAAAACUGCUGCCAUGCUGCUGGCGCCUGCAUCAAAUGCAGCAAAAUGGGCCACAAGUUGCAGAAUGUCACACUGCUGGAAGGGAACCCCUAUAGAGGAAGGGGUCAAAAGGAAGCUGCCAAAAUUGGCAAAGAGUCUGGACCCACCUUGGGAAAAGACUAA